Messenger RNA from Cloeon dipterum, 1810 nucleotides. RefSeq names its product DnaJ heat shock protein family (Hsp40) member A4-like (gene Droj2). The coding region runs from base 170 to 1396 and encodes 408 amino acids. Gene Ontology annotation, molecular function: ATP binding; Hsp70 protein binding. Gene Ontology annotation, biological process: response to heat; protein refolding. Lineage: Eukaryota; Metazoa; Arthropoda; Insecta; Ephemeroptera; Baetidae. Gene Ontology annotation, cellular component: cytoplasm; cytosol. The transcript is spliced from 6 exons. The record is from RefSeq and is a predicted model, not a curated record.
CCCAUCCCGAUUAGGUUCUAGAAAAUUCACUGUGAAUUUAAGAGCCUCAGGAAUCUUCCAGAGGCAGAAUAGACUUUAGAAACGACGUUAGAGUCGCAGUUAGCCCAACUUGCCUUAAGACGCUGUUCUCUCCAGUUCGCAGAGGAAUUCCACACAUUUUGCCAGGAAAAUGGUGAAGGAAACCGGAUUCUAUGACAUUCUGUGCGUGAAGCCCACCGCCACUGCGGAUGAGCUUAAGAAGGCCUAUAGAAAACUCGCCCUGAAGUAUCACCCGGACAAAAAUCCCGAUGAAGGAGAGAAGUUCAAGCAAAUAUCACAAGCCUACGAGGUUUUAUCGAAUCCGGAAAAGCGUCGCGUUUAUGACGAAGGCGGCGAGCAGGCCCUGAAGGAAGGCGGCACCGGAGGCUCAUCCUCUGCCAUGGACAUCUUCGACAUGUUCUUCGGCGGUCCCUUCGGAGGUGGCGGCGGUGGCGGCAGGUCCCGCGACCGCAGAGGCAAGAAUGUCAUCCACCAGCUGAGCGUGUCCCUGGAGGAGCUGUACAAGGGCGCCGUGCGGAAGCUUGUGCUGCAGAAGAACGUCAUCUGCGACAAGUGCGAGGGCAGAGGCGGCAAGAAGGGCGCCGUAGAGGUCUGCAACAACUGCCACGGCAAGGGCAUCGAGGUGCACAUCCAGCAGCUGCGACCUGGCAUGGUGCAGCAGAUCCAGUCCGUCUGCAGGGAGUGCCAGGGCCAGGGCGAGCGCAUUCCGGCCAAGGACCGAUGCAAGAACUGCGGAGGAAGAAAGGUCACUAGGGAUCGUAAGGUGCUUGAAGUUCAUGUCGACAAAGGCAGAUGCGACGGCGAGAAGAUUGUGUUUAGCCGCGAAGGCGAUCAGGAACCUGGUCUUGAGCCUGGCGACAUCAUUAUUGUCCUCGACGAAAAGGAACAUCCUACUUACAAGCGGUCUGGUAACGACCUCAUCCUGCGUAUGGAGCUUGAGCUGGUCGAAGCCCUGUGCGGAUUCAAGAAAACCAUCAAGACUCUAGAUGAUCGUGAACUUGUGAUCUCCACCAUUCCUGGCGAAGUCAUCAAGCACGGUGACAUCAAGUACGUUGAAAACGAGGGAAUGCCGCAGUAUAAGAACCCGUUCGAGAAGGGGCGUCUGCUCAUCCAAUUCUUCGUCACCUUCCCAACCAAGAUUCCAAUUGACAAGAUUCCUGGACUGGAAAGCUGCCUUCCUCCUGCACAAGAGGCAUUAAUCCCUGACUUAGCGGAAGAAGUGAUUCUGCAAGAUUUGGACCCAAAGGCUGAGGCGCGUAGUCAGCGAGAGCGUGCGCACGGACCAGCUUACGAGGAAGACGAGGACGGUUUCGGCAUGGGCUCAGGCCCCGGCCGGGUGCAGUGCGCCACUCAGUAGAAAGUUUCGCUGCCCUUUCCACCGCGUAAUUAUUUAUGUCCAUUAGCCUGGCGACCAGAGCACUAUGCUGCCUCUGGUUAUCCAACAAUAGAGUCUGCAUCGCGGAGACAUACACACAGACACUACUCUCACCGAACUCAAAAAUUUACUUACAGCGAAAUAGAUCAUUCCUUUGUACACGAAUCAUGUUUUCCGAUGGAUAAUUAUUAUUAUGUCGUGGCACCAGAACCCUGUUUCUUCUAUUCAACUGGUUUGCAUUAGAAAGGAAUGUGGGAAAUGCUGUCUGAAAUUUUUGAUUCCCCAAUGAUUUUAAUUAAACAUUUCAUUUAAUUUAAGAGAAAGUCGUGAUUAUGACCAAGGAAUAAAACUUCCAGUUACGUGCGCUCCACAUAAAAAAUUGGAGUUUUAUUUCUU